GUUAUUGCAUUCUCUCUGGGAUUAGGAGCAAUGCCAUGGAUUAUAAUGUCUGAGAUUCUUCCGAUUAACAUCAAAGGCCUAGCUGGAAGUUUUGCAACACUUGCCAAUUGGUUCUUUUCCUGGUUGGUUACAUUAACAGCAAAUUUGCUCUUGGAUUGGAGUUCGGGAGGAACCUUCACAAUAUAUACUGCAGUGUGUGUUUUCACAGCAGGAUUUGUUGCCAUUUGGGUCCCCGAGACAAAGGGAAAAACUCUUGAAGAAAUACAACAGUUUUUCAGAUGAAGUUUCCUUUCGAGUAGCACUUCAGCUAGUGUUCACUCAUGUAUUCACAUUCAUAUUUUUUUUCUGAAUCAACUCAAUUCAUUUUUGUGCUCUUUGGUCUUGUUAAAUAUGAAAAAUACCAAAACAGUGUGAUUUUCUAAUCUAGCAGCAUACUUGCAUUUUUGUUGUAAUUGAUUGAUUAUAAACAA
This is a messenger RNA of Lathyrus oleraceus (garden pea), 470 nucleotides long. Its product is annotated as sugar transporter ERD6-like 6. Gene Ontology annotation, cellular component: plant-type vacuole; membrane. Gene Ontology annotation, molecular function: transmembrane transporter activity. The coding region runs from base 31 to 282 and encodes 83 amino acids. The transcript is spliced from 3 exons. Lineage: Eukaryota; Viridiplantae; Streptophyta; Magnoliopsida; Fabales; Fabaceae. Gene Ontology annotation, biological process: transmembrane transport. The record is from RefSeq and is a predicted model, not a curated record.